Durusdinium trenchii is the source of this 1629-nucleotide messenger RNA. The record is from the annotation of a GenBank genome assembly. Lineage: Eukaryota; Dinophyceae; Suessiales; Symbiodiniaceae.
UAGCUCCGAAGCACACCCCGUAGUCAGACAUCCCGGCCUGAGAACUUUGGAAAGAAUACGCCCAAAUGUUUGAAGCAGUCUGCCAAGAUGAAGCUGAGUGGUGUUUUUGUUCUUUGGAUCGAAAGGAACCCCUCCAGCUCGGCACUUGCAGUGCUGCUCACCGCUGUCUCCUAUGUGGGGCUGCGUGGCAUUCAUGUAAAGAGUUUAGCUAUAAGGCUAUAUUCAGCUGCUUAGCUAGGUUUAACUUAAUUAUCAAAAUCAUUCUUCGACUUGCACGCUUAAUUAGAGCUUAGAAUGUCUCCUGUUUGAAAUUUCGGCACCAGAACCAGCGUGCCUCUUCUGAGAAAACUAAGUUCGAGAAGAAGGGUGUUGGGUUCAUCAUUUUUGUUGGCUCCUUCGGUUUCUUCGUCACCUUUGAGGGUGGUCGAGACAACUUGUAAUGAGUUCAUGAGUUUGAUUCGUAUGGUUUCUCCGUCCUGUCAGGCUCUUCCGGAGCUUGGAACCACUAGCAUUUGCAUUGAGCCUUGAUCCAUCUUGAUCCUUUCUCCACAGCCAUUUUGAGGAAUUGUGCAGGGAAUCAGGGAUUGUUGCAGCUGUCUCGCUGAACUCGACGCGAAGCUAUGUCCUACAACAUGGAACUCUUUCACGACGAUUUCGAGGACCAACUGUUGCAGAAACAAGCGUGCUUCGAACGCGGGAUCAGUGAUGCUACUACAACACCUGGCGCAGAUCUGCCAGAGCUUGAAGAUUUGGAGGACUUUGAGCCCCAGCGAACGGUGGCGAUGCGACCUUCCUGCAAAGGGCUGCACUCUGUGGCUGGCAUGGAGGACAUUCGCGUCAAGUUCCUUGCUGAUCCAGGUCCAGAUGUGAAAAGGAACUACCCACGCGUGCCAUGCCGUACCUGGGCCAUCACGCCCGACGACCCUGAAGCCAUGAACCCGCCAUGCAAGGAAGACCUGGAUCAAAGGUCUGUGGAUUUCCACCCCAUGGUGACCAUGCACCUUUUUCGCCCCUAGUAGUAUGAACCUGCUGGGCGAGGGAGCUGCUGAAGAAUUUUGAUCCGCAUCAGUCUUAAGACUCUUAAGAAUCCUUGGAGGGCACUGGGCCACAUGAAUCAUAUCAUGCAUCCUGAGGAUUUCUGAGGUGCCUUUUGGGGUGCCGUGCCGUGGGUUGUUCUAUGUUCUUAAAGAACAUGUGGGGUCGGAACCGAUGCGGGUCACACAUUUGUGCUAAACUUGCUGGCUAAGCAUUUGGCAAGUUGAAUCUCUUCGCAAAUCCGCCGACCGUGGCGCUUUCAAAUUUCAAUUGAUGGAUGCAUGCCGACGAACGUCCACGGAAUUCUGUCUCCAUUGAUCUCGAGGCGUCUUGAGGAUCAAGAACUCCAAAUCUCCCAAGCCUCAUUGGCUCAAAUCGUCUAGAAACCCGAGCCGUUUAGAACUUAUAAAGUCCCCCUGCCGAAUUACUUGGUCUGUGCAAUCCUGCGCGGACAAAUAGAUUGAAUGAAUAGGCCUGCGUGCCUCUGCCGUGCUUUUUACACCCCGUGAUUUGCCCAAUGGCCAUGGAUGGCUCAUUUGGAAUACCUUUACACUGAUUUGGAGCAUGUCCAGCUUGAUACAGCUUCAUUAGGAA